AUGUUGAGGGUGUUUCUAGGAGGGGAUUAUUGGUAUGUACAGGUGUUUGGGAAGACGGCCACUAAAGAGAACUGCUAUGAUGGUGUCCCCAUCACCAGUAGCGUUCAUGACAAUCACCUCUGCGCUGUCAACCCUCGCUUCAUCGCCGUCAUCACCGAAUGUGCGGGCGGCGGAGCCUUCCUGGUGCUGUCCAUCAAUCACACUGGCAAGGUCGACCCUCAUCAUCCAAAAGUUUCUGGUCACAGAAGCAAUGUACUUGACAUCAAAUGGAAUCCCUUUAAUGACUUCAGCAUAGCAUCUUGUUCAGAGGACACCACAGUGAAGAUCUGGGAUAUCCCUGAACAUGGAGUUGUGAAGAACAUCACGGUUCCCUGGAAGGAGCUUCAGGGUCAUUCACGCCGCGUCGGCCUCAUUGAGUGGCACCCCCCCCGUUCCCCCGCCAACAACAUCAUCUUCAGCACUGGAUAUGAUUACCAGGUUCUGGUGUGGAAGCUGGACGUUCCUGAACAGGUGAUCAAGAACCCUGUGCGCUCCAUCAGUGUGCACUCAGAUGUGGUUCUGUCCAUGUCCUUCAACACAGACGGCAGCAGACUGGCCACGUCCUGCAAGGACAAGAAGAUCCGCGUGAUUGAUCCACGCAGCGGCGUCCUGUUACAGGAGAGUAACUGCAAAACACACAAAGCCAGUAAAGUGCUAUUUCUUGGAAACCUGAAAAUGCUCCUCUCCACGGGUAAUUCACACUGGAAACAUCGUCAGAUUGCACUUUGGGAUCAGGAGGACCUCUCUCAGUCGUCUUAUUCCGAGAACUUGGACGGCUCCUCUGGGGUUCUCUUCCCUUUCUAUGAUCCUGACACACACAUGCUUUACAUAGCUGGAAAAGGUGAUGGAAAUAUCAGAUACUAUGAAAUCAGCCCAGAGAAGCCAUAUGUGCACUAUCUGACCGAAUACCGCUCUCUUCUGCCACAGAAGGGAAUGGGAGUCAUGCCGAAGAGAGGCCUUGAUGUGUGCUCCUGUGAAAUCUUCAGAUUCUACAAACUGGUGACAACCAAGAGCCUCGUAGAGCCUCUGUCCAUGAUCGUUCCACGAAGGUCAGAGUCCUAUCAGGAGGACAUCUACCCCAUGACCGCCGGGAACAGAGCCGCUGUGACCGCGGAGCAGUGGAUCGCUGGACUAGACAAAGGUCCUGUGAUGAUGUCUCUGAGGCCUGGGAGUGAACUGGACUCAUCUGCGGAGCACCCCCGCGGUCAGCCAGGACUCUCACCGCUGAUUCAGGAACGUCUGGACGGAUCCCCGACGUCCACAGACGAAGACAGCAGCUCCACAAGCCACGUCAGCAACGGACAGCUGGACUGCACGCACUGCUCUCCUCCAGGAACAGAGAACGAGUUACGACAGGUGUUUUAUAAGCAGCAGGAAGACAUCCGGAGGCUGAAGGAGCAGCUGCACCAGAAGGACGUGCGGAUUAAACAGCUGGAGCUGGAGAUCAAAAAUGUGAGGAACUCUGAAAGAAGCUAGUAAAGCCUCGUGUGCUUCACAGAAGCGCUCCUGCGUCAUGAAUCACGCUGCAGAGGUGCGGUCACCUUCACUGAAGUCCAGUCACUUCUGCAGGAAUCCGUGCCAGCGUUCACAGAUUUGAUUUGAGUUGAAGUUGGUCACACGAUCAACAGAAAGCUGCUUGGUUUGAGGUCAUACUCUGCUGAUAAUGGACCGCUCUGCCCAUGAAACCCGGCUGAAGGAAACACAUUCAUAUUUCUCAUAUCUCUUCAUGGAAAGUUAUCCUUGUAUGCACGUUUUGUGCACAGAAAUACUGUACAACCUUCAUGGAAGGGCUUUUUUUUUUUUACACUUUAGCACUAUGCAAACAUGUUUUUAGCUCGUGAUCAUACUUGUUUAAAUGUUUUUAUUAUUAUUUUUAAAAUGGCUUAGAUGAACAUAAGUUGUUUUAUGAAUUGGGUUAUUUGAGAUUAUUCGUGAAUAUGAUUGUAACGUGAGGAUUUAUUUCUGAUUAAUUUUCUAUUUAAAUGGAUGAGUGAUGAGGCUUGACAGUUUGAUGAUUAUAAUAAUAAUAAUAAUUAUGCAAAAGCAAAUUUACAGAACAAGGGGAGGUAGAUGAAGAUGCUAUUUUAAGUGUUGUUGCUCAAAUAUUUCCAGAUAUUUACUAAAUGUUGACCUUGUCUUUUCUUUUUGAAUCCUAAACUGAUAUUAAUCUGAUCAUUUGGGCUCUCAGCUAAAAAAGCCAAAUAAAGAAUUAAUAAAGCAUUCGCUACAAAUAAAUGUGUGCCACAACUCAAACUGACAUGAGUUAAUAUGAACUAAUAAUCAACAAGAUUUCUACAUUAUUUAUUCAUCUUAAUGUUAAUUUCUACUUUUAAUAAUAAUAUAGUUUUCAAAUCAAAGUUGUAUUUGUUAACUUUA
This is a messenger RNA of Cyprinus carpio (common carp), 2415 nucleotides long. RefSeq names its product coronin-2A-like. The record is from RefSeq and is a predicted model, not a curated record. Lineage: Eukaryota; Metazoa; Chordata; Actinopteri; Cypriniformes; Cyprinidae. Gene Ontology annotation, molecular function: actin filament binding. The coding region runs from base 1 to 1515 and encodes 504 amino acids. The transcript has 12 exons. Gene Ontology annotation, biological process: actin filament organization.